This is a messenger RNA of Aspergillus oryzae RIB40, 312 nucleotides long. RefSeq names its product elongin C. The transcript is spliced from 2 exons. Bases 1 to 312 code for a protein of 103 amino acids. Gene Ontology annotation, molecular function: protein-macromolecule adaptor activity. The record is from RefSeq and is a predicted model, not a curated record. NCBI's taxonomy places the organism in Eukaryota, Fungi, Ascomycota, Eurotiomycetes, Eurotiales, Aspergillaceae. Gene Ontology annotation, cellular component: elongin complex. Gene Ontology annotation, biological process: ubiquitin-dependent protein catabolic process.
AUGGCUUCAUCGGCCACCGACUCGGAAUUCGUGACGUUGGUCUCGGGUGAUGGGUUUGAAUUCGUCCUUCCGCGUAGUGCGGCCUGUGUCUCUGGGACGAUACGUCGGAUGCUGGAACCUUCUAGUAAAUUCGCCGAAGCAUUGACAGGUCGCUGCAUACUGGAGAAUAUCAGUGGAAUCGUCCUCGAGAAGGUCUGCGAGUACUUUUGCUACAACGAGAAGAAUAAGAACCAGUCAAAUGUUCCAGAUAUGGAAAUUCCGCCGGAGUUGUGUCUGGAGUUGUUGAUGGCGGCGGAUUAUCUGGAUACCUGA